Molecule: messenger RNA, 1140 nt
Organism: Cladophialophora psammophila CBS 110553
Lineage: Eukaryota; Fungi; Ascomycota; Eurotiomycetes; Chaetothyriales; Herpotrichiellaceae
Exons: 1
Coding region: 1-1140 (379 amino acids)
Source: RefSeq, a predicted model, not a curated record
AUGGAGCAUCCCUUACGAGAGCAGAUGCUGACGGACCAGAACGAUCCUCUUCCUCGCGCAAGCUCUCCGUUACCUCCGUGGGAAGAAGCCAUGCUCGAAGAAAGCAACUCUUGGGUCCAGUCCUUCUCCGACCUGAGAUACGGUAUCGCCCCCACGAAGAAGCCCGAGGAGGUUAUGGUCUAUCAGGGGUUUGCGGAGCACCAGCUAGAAUGUGAUCCUGAGAUGACAAGACGCUAUCGCCUUUGUCUGGAGGAGCAAAAGGCGCAGUACAUCCAGCAGAAGUUGGAGGAGAAGAGGGCAGAAAUCGAAAGGGAAACAAGAGAGGCUGAACGAAAAGCGAUGCGUCAAUAUUCAAGACAAAGAGCGGUUCUCCACCAACAGCACCUAGCCUUCUACACCCAACAAUACCCUCGAUAUGAGCAACUGUGGCGUCGCGAGGGACUCUUGGACGACGUAGACGUAGCGGCUGCUAUGGCAAGAGAAGACUUCAACGAAACGGACCCUCAGCAGCCACUGACCUUGGACGAGAGCAUAAUGAGCUCACCGACUUAUCGCUUCGUGUCCAAGCACGAUGUUGUCGACGGGUCUGAUGCUGAUGCCCGGAACCUCGACAGGACUUAUGGUGGUACCGCAGAGGAAGCUGAGGAACAUCUCCAACCUGUUUCUGGAACGGUUAGGACCAGGAGUCGCAGAAAACUUCAAAAUGCAUCUCAGCCGCCACGCCACAUGACGAACUGGCCAAGGCAACAUUCUUCAGAGCCACCUCAAACCCCUUCCACUGCAUUCACUCCCGCCACAUCACUUGGUGAAGCCGAUUUCGACCGAGAAAUGGUCGAAGAUACGCGACUCAUAACACCGUGGGAACCACAAGCUAGGAUGCUAGACGAACCGACUCCUCCCUAUCAUCCAGAAGACGAGAUGUUGUUGAAUGAAUGCGGCGGACCAACACCACAGCCUGUAAAGUCGCCAACGUUAUCCGACUUGAUUGGCAGUGAGACACCUUCUGAAAAAGGAGACGACGACUCUGAUAGAGACGGGGAUUUUGAUCCGAGGAAUUCAUCUUCGCAGCCUCCGACACACCGCAACGUGAAGGGAUUCGGGCAGAGAAAUCGAAGAGUGAGUCGAAGGACGAGACGCUAA